ACAGCAGCUCCUCUUUCGCCCUCCUCGCCGGCUAUAUAAACAUGGCAAUCCUUCUUCAGCCUCCAGUGUCUUUUGGCAGUCAAUCCUGUAAACAUGAAGUUGGUCCUCCUCGUCUGCCUCGCCGCCGUGGCCGCCGCUGCGCCUCGACCCCAGGACGGCCCCCCCGUCGCCAUCCUGCGGGACGACCGCCACGACGACGGCAACGGCAACUUCAACUACGCCUUCGAGUCCGAGGACGGCACCAGCGUGUCGGCUGCGGGGGCGCCGGGCGCGGCGGGCCAGAGCAACAUCCAGGGCUCCUUCAGGUUCACCCUCCCCGACGGCACCAUCGCCGAGGUCUCCUACACCGCCGACGAGGAGGGCUUCAAGCCUCAAUCCGACCUCCUCCCCAUCGCCCCGCCCCUCCCCGCCCACGCCCUCGAGCAGAUCCAGUUCGCUGAGCAGCAGCGCGCCGCCGGGGUAGUCUUCGAAAAGUAGGGCUGAGUUGGCAGACGUUGUUGGUCCUUCCGCACUCCUGAUCGUUCCUUCUGUGAUGCUGGAGAGAGAAUGGAGAAGAUGAGAGUGCCGUGAACACUAUCUUUUAUCUUCUGUUCUCUUUAUCUAUCUUUCUUUUCCACGAGAUGUAUGGUUAAAGUGAAUAAAAUUACCUGUUGCUGCUAA
Messenger RNA from Penaeus vannamei (Pacific white shrimp), 660 nucleotides. RefSeq names its product cuticle protein AMP1A. The record is from RefSeq and is a predicted model, not a curated record. Gene Ontology annotation, cellular component: chitin-based extracellular matrix. Gene Ontology annotation, molecular function: structural constituent of chitin-based larval cuticle. NCBI's taxonomy places the organism in Eukaryota, Metazoa, Arthropoda, Malacostraca, Decapoda, Penaeidae.